Messenger RNA from Callorhinchus milii (elephant shark), 431 nucleotides. RefSeq names its product mitochondrial import inner membrane translocase subunit Tim21-like. The annotation marks the transcript as partial. The record is from RefSeq and is a predicted model, not a curated record. Gene Ontology annotation, cellular component: TIM23 mitochondrial import inner membrane translocase complex. Gene Ontology annotation, biological process: protein import into mitochondrial matrix. The transcript is spliced from 5 exons. NCBI's taxonomy places the organism in Eukaryota, Metazoa, Chordata, Chondrichthyes, Chimaeriformes, Callorhinchidae.
UGAAGGAUGCAGGCCGAGACUUGACGUACCUCGGAGUCAUUCUGCUAGGUGUCGGGCUCACUGGCGCCUUGCUCUACCCAGUGUUCAUGGAGCUGUUCUCCUCCUGGAGUCCCAACAGAGUUUACACAUCUGCCUUGGGACGCUGCCGAGACCACCCUGAGGUCAUGGCUGCCCUUGGACUGCCGAUCAGUGGCUACGGGGAGACGACGCGCCGUGGCCGUAGACAGCAUGUCAGCCAUUUGGAGUUCGAGCAGGAAGGAGUGAAGCACAUGCGUGUCAAGUUCUACAUUAGUGGUAGCGAGCCGAUGGCAAAAGGCACAGUCCACGCAGAGGUGGUGCAGACUCCAAAAGGCAAGUUUGAGUUUAGAUAUCUGUUCGUGGAGCUGGAGACAUAUCCAAGACGCAUUAUAAUCAUAGAAGACAACCGCUGA